UGUGUGUGUUAGCAUGUGUGUGUGUGUGCGCAUUACAUUUUAACACAGCGAUGUUAAUUGUGUUCAUAUCUGUACUUUAUGAUAUGUUUUUAGAUUAAGACUUUUUUGAUGAUGGCAGUGAAUCUGAGUAAACAUGGCACUGCUCUCUCAGAUGCUUAUACAGAAGUUGUGGACGGUAAAACUGGCACUAACUGGGUGCUAUUCACAUAUGAAGGAAAUAGCUAUGACAUCCAAGUAGCAUCAAAAGGAGGUGGAGGUUUGUAUGAGAUGGUACAGGAGCUCAAUGCAGGUAAAGUGAUGUAUGCAUUCUGCAGAGUGACUGAUCCGAAUUCUGGAGUGACAAAAUUCAUUCUCAUUAAUUGGACUGGUGAAGGAGUGACAGGUGUGAGAAGAGGCGUGUGCUCUAAUCAUUUAUACACCAUGGCCAGUUUUUUAAGGGGAGCUCAUGUGACGAUAAAUGCACAUUCAGAAGACGAUGUUGAGCCUGAACUCAUCAUGAAUAAAGUCUCUCAGGCUGUAGGAGUGAAUUACAGUGUACACACUGAAACAAAUCGAUUUAACAACACUGCAGCCUCACAUCCUGUGGGUUCAGCAUACUGCAAAACCCACAUGUUACAAGAAAUUAAGGAAACUGACAGGGAAACCUUCUGGGCCCAGAUGGAGAAAGAAGAACAAGCUCGUCGGCAGCAGGAGCGAAUGAAAGCAGAGGAGGAACGACAGAGAUUGGAGAAAGAGAGAAAAGAACAGGAGGAGAGAGAGACGGUUGAGAGAGAGCGACGGCAGAGAGAGAGAGCCAAACAAAUCAAUCAGCUGAGACUGUUUGAGAAGAGACAGGAAAGCCAACUUCAUAAUCAGCAGCAGCAGGAACCGGUGGAGCAAGAACCUCAGGCUGCUCAGUGGAAAGGAAUAAGAAGUUCCAGAUCUGUUCAGGAAGCCAAUGGUUCAAAGUAUUUUAAAACCAGUGCUUUAGAGGAAAUUAAUGGAACUGACAGGGAGAUUUUCUGGGCUCAAUUGGAGAAAGAGGAACAAACUCACCGUCACCAGGAACAAAAGAAAGAAGAGGAGAAACGACAGAAAUUGGAGAAAGAGAGAAAAGAACAGGAGGAGAAAGGGGCGGCUGAGAGAGAGCGAUGGCAGAGGGAGAGAGCCAAACAAAUUGAUCAACUGAGACUGCAUGAGAAAAAUCAGGAACUUAAAAAUCAAAAUCAACAGAAAUUGGUGGAGCAAGAACCUCAGGCUGCUCAGUGGAAAGGAAUAAGAAGCUCCAGAUCUGUUCAGGAAGCCAAUAAUGCAGCAGCCGUUAUCUCUCAGCGUGCCAUCAAUCCCAGAGACAUUUUCAUUCAAAAAGAAACAAACGUCCUCACUAACAGAGCUUCUGCUUCUCAACCAGAUUGUAAUGAAGAGAAUCGUCUGGAGGAAAACGCAGUUCCAUCACAUCACAGAAUCUAUGAGGAGGUGGAAGGUGACACAGGGUCUGCAGGUCUGCAGCAGAAUCUCUAUGCUAAAGCGCUGUAUGAUUAUCAGGCAGCUGAUGACACUGAGCUCACCUUUGACCCUGGUGACAUUAUCACUGUUGUUGAGAUGACUGAUGAAGGCUGGUGGCACGGUUAUGGACCCAGUGGAAACUAUGGGAUGUUUCCUGCUAAUUAUGUGGAGCUCAUUUAAAUUGCAAUUAAAUGUUUACUCUAUUCCUCUAAUAGUCUGAUGGUUUGGUGGUUGUGUAAUUAAUAUGUUCAUCAGGUUACUGUUUAACUGGGUUUCUUUGAAAACUGUAUUUCUGAUCACAAACAUUUACAACAAACUGCUAAAGUACA
Tachysurus vachellii is the source of this 1814-nucleotide messenger RNA. Its product is annotated as drebrin-like protein B. Bases 109 to 1665 code for a protein of 518 amino acids. NCBI's taxonomy places the organism in Eukaryota, Metazoa, Chordata, Actinopteri, Siluriformes, Bagridae. Gene Ontology annotation, molecular function: actin filament binding. Gene Ontology annotation, biological process: neuron projection morphogenesis; positive regulation of dendritic spine morphogenesis; positive regulation of axon extension. The transcript is spliced from 17 exons. The record is from RefSeq and is a predicted model, not a curated record. Gene Ontology annotation, cellular component: postsynaptic membrane; postsynaptic density; site of polarized growth.